Molecule: messenger RNA, 2023 nt
Organism: Schizophyllum commune H4-8
Lineage: Eukaryota; Fungi; Basidiomycota; Agaricomycetes; Agaricales; Schizophyllaceae
Exons: 10
Coding region: 353-2023 (556 amino acids)
Source: RefSeq, a predicted model, not a curated record
CGGUCAUGCAAGCUAUAUACAGCGCUAUAGCUGCGCUUCGGCGUCGUGAUGUGGCGUGUCGCCUCGAAUCACAACGGCGCGGUACGGCCGUAGUCUGGCCGGUAGUCGAGUAUAGCGCGCGCUCCCCAGAUCAGUUUCAUUCAAACGGCCCCUUCCAUGCUCCAUAGCAUGUCAUAAAUCCCAGGUUCCCUUUGUAACACUCGUCCACGACACCUGUUCCUUCUAACCUCCGUAGAUCGGCCCUUGCUCGCGCCCAUCUCGUAUAGAGAAACGUUUGCAGGCCCUUUAUAGGCAGGCCCGGGGGCCAGGGUAUCUCUUCUUCCCCCGCGAUCCUUUUCGCAUAUGCUGUGCUAUGUCUUCUACCCUUUCUCUUUCCGUUGAAGACAGUUCUCCGCUCAUUUCUUACAAUCCAGAAGGUGCAUGGAAGGAUGGGGACGAAUCUGCCGCCGAGCCCUACUCAGGCCAGUCAUUUCACUAUACGGCAUACAAGAACGCGUCCGCCUCCGUCACUUUUAAUGGCACCGGCAUAUCUAUCUACGGCGCCAACGGUCCCGACUACGGUCCCUAUACGAUUUAUGUCGACAACGUCCUCGUAGGAGCAGGCAAUGGCAAGGCGUACUCGACGCAGACCAAGGCCCUGCUAGGCACGGUCUCCGACCUCGAUCAGGGCGAGCACACUGUUGAGCUCAUCAACAACAGUGAUGGGCUGCUCGACAUCGACUGGGUCGUACUGUCUACCGAUCUCAAGUCAGAUGGGGUGUCCGUCGGCCACGAAGACAGUGGCGUCGAAUACCAUCCAUCCUCCGAGUGGAAGUCUACCGAUGACGGACAUACGACGUCGUCCGAGGUGGCGUAUGCGUCGCUGACCUUCUACGGCGACGCUGUCGCGGUCUAUGGCACCGCCUCCUCGGAUAACACCCGGGUUCAGGCCCUCGUCGACGGGGAUGCCUUUCCGAUGCCCGUCACGAACACUACGGAUUUAUCAACGUCGCACAACGGGGUACGUUUCGUUUAUCCGGAUUCGCUGCAUAGCUUGCUGAUUACCGAAAAGGUUCUACUUUACUUCUUGACCGGACUUCCAACUAGCGAACACUCCCUAAAGAUUGCCGCCGACCCUUCCUCAUCAGGGAAGACCUUGGCCAUUGACGCCAUCCAUAUUUAUUCAUCCUCCGGCUCUGCAUCAGUUGCGAACUGGAAGCCCGCGUCGACUUCGCACGAACUCCCGCUGGGCAUAAUCCUGGGCGCAGCCGUCGGCGGAGGUGUCUUCGCGCUCGUCCUUCUCUUCUUGCUCGUCCAGUUCCUGCGCAAGCGGCAUAAGCAGCGCGCUCACGCUGGGUCGGAUGAAGAGUCUCCGAAUCCUGGUCUGCCUAUCGUUGCGGAGAGCCCGUCGAGCGUGUUCAAGCCGAUGAUGCGGUCGUUCAGCAUGCGCACCAAGUCCCACUCGCGCUGGUCGGACGAGACGCUCGCGGCCAAGUGGCACUGGAAGAAGGAAAAGGCCAAGGGUAAAGGGAAAGCUGCGAAGGACAAGGUCAAACGUGGCACGAAGAAGAGCGAGAAGAGCGAGAAGGAGCGCUCUGGAUCCUUCAGCGCAGACGCGAACCUAACGCCGCUUCCCCGCAUGCGCGCUUUCUCGCCCGAUAGCACGACUACGCUGAGCUCAUAUGCCUCGAACGCGCCUAUGCUCUAUCCCGGUCAUACUAGUCCAUCGAGCGCGUCUUUCGGUGGAAACAUGACACCGGCGACAGCUACCUUCGAAGCCCCGACGACCUUCCAAGCUGACCAGUAUACACGACAACUUACGCUGACAACUUUGACAGCCCUAUCGAGGAGGCCCACAUCGGCCGGAGAAACGACCACCCACGCUCCUGUACUAAUCUACGUUCCCUAUUUAACCGUUAUUUAUUCGCAGCUGGACUCCGUGUGCAUCGAUAUAGCCUAUCGAUGCCCCGGGAUACUGGCAUCUGCUCGGAGAGUGGGUGGUGACUGCUUACUGCCAACAUCUGUCCGAGGUACGCACGGGUGA